ACUCUUGCCACACGAACAGGAAGUAAACACCUGUCACCUGACUUUUCAAAAGUUACUUCUAACUUUAUGAUAGCCACCUAACAUCCUGUUCAGUUUUCUGUAUCAUAUUGGUGCAUGUUUCAUUCACCCAGUCGGCCGUAAAUUGACGUAAUCUGUCCCGUUUCUCACAAUGGCCAGUUCGUUUCCAGCUGCAUCGGCGCUCGUAGCGGAGGCUCGCCGUCUUUAUGGGCAGAUGUUCGGGGAAGAGGCUCCUCAGGUGGCGGUGUGUGCUCCUGGAAGAGUCAACCUGAUAGGGGAACACACGGACUACAAUCAAGGAUUUGUGCUUCCUAUGGCACUUCCCUUGGUGACUGUGGUGGUAGGGAGUCCAACCUCUGGCCAGGAUGUUACUAUAGCAACAGCAACUGGGGAUGCUGACGAGCCUCACAGAGUGAACUUCAGCCUGUCUAGUGAUGGAUCGACGCUGGCUCCAGGGUUACCCAGCUGGGCAAACUAUGUGAAGGGGGUUAUACAACAUUAUAGAGCAUCUCCUGUCCCAGGAUUCAGGGCGGUGAUAGCCAGCAGUGUCCCCCUGGGAGGAGGUCUGUCCAGCUCCGCCUCGCUGGAGGUUGCCUUCUACACAUUCCUGCAACAACUCAAGCCAGAUGAUGGAGACAAGGUAUCCAAAGCUCUGGCCUGUCAGCAGGCAGAACACACUCAUGCUGGCGUACCGUGUGGCAUCAUGGACCAGUUUGUGUCUGUUCUCGGCAGAGAGAGCCACGCUCUGCUCAUUGACUGCAGGUCUCUGGAGGCCACCCCCAUCCCCCUGACGGAUCCCGGCCUGGUCAUCCUCAUCACCAACUCUAAUGUGAAACACUCUCUGACCGGCAGCGAGUACCCUGCGAGACGCAGACAGUGUGAGGAGGCCGCCUCCAUCCUGGGGAAGGACAGUCUCAGAGAUGCUACCAUGAAAAACCUGGAGGAUGCAAAAGACCGAUUGGACGAUGUGACUUAUCGCAGAGCUCGUCAUGUGAUCGAGGAGAUAGCGAGAACCGUCCAGGCUGCUGAAGCUCUGAAGAGAGGAGCCUACAAAGAGUUCGGGAAGCUUAUGGUGGAGAGCCACGACUCCCUGAGAGACCUUUACGAGGUGAGCUGCGGGGAGCUGGAUGAGCUGGUGUCUGCAGCCAUGGAGGUGGAGGGCGUGUUUGGAAGCAGGAUGACAGGUGGAGGAUUCGGGGGGUGCACUGUGACGUUGUUGCAGGCCCACGCCAUCGACAGGAUGAUUCUCCACUUGCAGGAGCGAUACCGAGGAGCCCCGACGUUCUAUGUGACGACUCCUUCAGAGGGAGCUCGAGUUCUCAGUCUCUCCUGAUCUUUGUCUUCACAUCUCCGCUCUUUAACCACGACGGGUCCAUUCCUUUUGAUAGGCUUUUGUAUCAAAAUUUGUUCUUCACUACUAAAAUCAAAUGAUGUUAUGCAGAUGGAAGCUGAUUGAAAAGCAUUUUGAAUAUGUACUUGUACUCGGGGAAUAGUGGAAAAAAUGUAUGUAAUAUCCAUUUGACUUCCAUUGAAUAUAUCAUGUUGGGAAAAUGUGAAACCUUUUAUAUGACAUUCAAGUCGGUCUUGUCUCGGUCUCAGACUGGGCAGACUCACGAUUUCAAAUCAAGACCAGUCAUGACCACCACUGAUUGGCUAUUUUUCCACGUCAUUACAGUGAUUUGAAGGAAAACACCUCUUUCUCAAAGAAACAAAUAACUUCAAUUCAUUCAUAAUUAGAUUAUCUCCCGGUUAUUGCCACAACUUUCCCGGUGUUACGGUUUGAGUGAGUGACACGCCCCCUGCACACAAGGUCAUGAUUUUAGUGAUAUUUAUGGUGUUGGUCUUGACUCGAUCUCGUCCUGCCUUGGUCUUGGUCUUGGUCUUGACUUGGUCUGGAUCCCUAAAUGUCUUGGUCUUGUCUCAGUCUCGGAGCACUCUGGUUUCGGGUACUUCUUGGGUUCAUUAAGUGUGGCUUUGACAACAACAGGUGUUUGUCACCUGCCUGUCCAACAGAAAGAAGACCAACUUCACAUUCGCAGAUAAAAGCCAACACAAGGUUCACCCUCGUUUUGGAAUGGGUUUUAUCCACUUGGCCUUUCGCCUCAACUUGAUUAUAUUUCUCUUCUUUGCCGCUACGUCCAAGUCAGUCAUAUUCGCCCAUUUGAAUUGUGUCCAAUCGUUGAUUUGUAUCCCCUCCUAAACUCACCUGUUUGCUGUCAUUGGCUGGGGGAAACACACCAGCUCACACCCGGAGACCUCCCGAGUCAACCAAAACAAACCAAAACAUCAAAAUACAGGCAGAGUCUCUGCAGACACCACACAUGUACGGAGGCCCAUAAGUGAUGAUUGAGUGACAUUAAUUUAGUAUAAAUCUAUAUUUAGUGUUUUAAAUGUUUAAUUUGGAUCCAACACAAUAUUUGUUUGACAAACAAUCACGACUGGACAACAUGCUGAUCCAGGCAACGGUAGACGAGCAACUCCCGUGUUCUGCAAGGUGAAGUGCCAUUCUGCACUUCUCUUUUAAAGGUUAUACUACAAGUCUUAUUAUACUGAAAGUCUUACUAACACUUAAAAAUGGUUAACCUGCUACUGUUUGUAAUUAACUAAUGAAGAUUUAACACUUUAGUUGUUCAGGUAUGAACAAGAUGUUAAAUUGUACUUUUCCUUUCCUAUCUUUUCUGUCAGAUAUCAAAAAAGAAAAUAAAGACAUUUA
Labrus mixtus (cuckoo wrasse) is the source of this 2731-nucleotide messenger RNA. It is a transcript of the gene galk1, whose product is annotated as galactokinase 1. Lineage: Eukaryota; Metazoa; Chordata; Actinopteri; Labriformes; Labridae. Gene Ontology annotation, biological process: galactose metabolic process; carbohydrate phosphorylation. The coding region runs from base 170 to 1351 and encodes 393 amino acids. Gene Ontology annotation, cellular component: cytoplasm; cytosol. Gene Ontology annotation, molecular function: galactokinase activity; ATP binding. The transcript has 8 exons. The record is from RefSeq and is a predicted model, not a curated record.